Molecule: messenger RNA, 2047 nt
Organism: Seminavis robusta
Lineage: Eukaryota; Bacillariophyta; Bacillariophyceae; Naviculales; Naviculaceae
Source: the annotation of a GenBank genome assembly
GUAAGCGAAGGGAUAGCGUAGUGUUGUUUCUAUAAUGUCGUAUUACCUCAACUUCCAAUUUUACAAAGUUUUGUCCUGGUUGAUGUCCACGACUUGACAAAACGCCUGCCAACAACUUGGCACUGUCAGAAUUAGAGUACUUUGAACAUGUUUAAACGGUGUCUUUCAAUGCCGUUUAUCCGGAAGCGACGAUGAACGUGUGUGUUUCCCACAAAACCAGUCUAAACCGGCCAACACUUUGGAAACCAAACAGCGAGGGCAUCAGCAGCGGCAUCAGCAGCAGCAACAUCCUCUCGACCCCACACGACCAAUGACUGGCUCAGGCUACUACAUGUACUAGCUAGUCGAUCCAUCAAUCAAUCGUUCAUUUUGCAACGACUUACUUUGAUCUUGUCAAAUCUGUCUCUUCCUCUCUCUCUUUCUACUACUAGCUAGUGUCCUGUCCUUUCACAAUGAUGCCAUCAGCUCCAACGGAAUCCAUGCUGAACGACGAAGCCGCCAUGCUGGAACACUACCGCAGUACUAGACAUGUCGACGAUGACGCUGCCUUGGCACUACGCCUCCAACAAGAAGAACAAGACGCGCAAUACGCUCGUGACAUUGAAGAGCAGUGCCGACGAGAAGAACGAUUGCAGCGAGAGCACCAGCAACAGAACGCACACUUGCCCCCCGUGGAAAGUAUGGAAGACCCACGUUUGACCCCGGAAGAUGCCCAGCUGGCGUGCGACGAGGAUUUGGCGCGGCAGUACGCGUUGGCCGAAGAACGAGCUUUGGCCGCACGAGAGCAACAAGCUGCCGUUGCCACUCCUUCCUGGAGACGACGACUCUGUACCUCCGUGAUCCCUUGUGCUAUCAUUGGAGUGGGUGUCUUGACACUGUACUUAGUCUUGAGGUACACGGGUGACGGAGAAGGUAUUCAAAUCCCGGGAAUUGGAGCACGACCUCCGUGGAUGAGUGACAGCGAUCCAUUUGAUGGAUUGACUCCCGGUGAAGUUGCCAAGUGGAGAAACAGAGGAUCCAAUGAUGGACUGCAGCUCACCAUACUCAAUGCUCUAUCAGCAGAUGAGUCCUGGGAUGAAAUAUUCCCACUCGUGGUCGACGACUGGGAUGAUGGAACUCCCGAUGCGCUCGUUCUUACCGUAAGACAGGCUGAUCCUGAUCCCAAAUGUGAUGCCGUUUCCGGAGCUUCCAAAAUCUGCAAUGGAAACUACGGAGACACUCAGUGGAAAGGAAUCAACAUUGCCAUUCUACAAAUGAACUUUAUCGUCGCUUCUACCUCCAAAAUGAACGAAUUCUACCUCGCACGAGCUUCCGACGCGCAACGGCGAUACACCAUGUGUCACGAAAUGGGACAUUCUUUUGGACUGCCUCACACCGAUGAAGACUUUUUCAAUAAGGACCUGGGAAACUGCAUGGACUACACCAGCAGUCCCAAAAACAAUAUGCAACCAGACGAAACCAACUACCAAUUCCUAGCGGAUCUAUACGGAAGCAUCGAAUCAACCGAAGUCUCGUCACCCAAUCCUGCAAAUCCACCCCAAAACGAAAACCAACAGGAUGAUGGCAAUCGAAGACGCCUCCGACAUGUCACUGAUACCAACGCCAUUCCAAUGGACAUUCAAUCCAAACUACAAGAGAUUCUUCCUGCCAUGGAGAACUACAACGUCAACAACGACAGCAACAAUGACACGCCUCCCCCACACAAAUGGAGACUCCUGCACAGCUCCAAACAGGGACAAGCACAUGAAAUGGACUUGGGCCAUGGAUGGAAAGUACAAAUGCAUAAGCUACUCCAUGUGGACGACUAAACGCGUCCUACCUGCAAAAUAGAUGGAAUAUAAUAUCGCUCCAAUCGAUUCGAUUCGAUUUGGACGGAUACUACUGUAGUAUGUCUCGGGGGACAAGCAACGAAAAGGGAAUCCAGCACGCAAAACAAACGAAAGAGUGAACCACUCAACAACCAUAACGUAUUGAUCACGACGCAUAACUUGCUCAAGAUUUUGGCAAUACUGUAAUAAUCACUACUUCAUAGACUGACAUUGGCUAG